This is a messenger RNA of Centruroides sculpturatus (bark scorpion), 2383 nucleotides long. Its product is annotated as acetylcholinesterase-1-like. Gene Ontology annotation, molecular function: acetylcholinesterase activity. NCBI's taxonomy places the organism in Eukaryota, Metazoa, Arthropoda, Arachnida, Scorpiones, Buthidae. Gene Ontology annotation, biological process: choline metabolic process; acetylcholine catabolic process. The transcript has 2 exons. The record is from RefSeq and is a predicted model, not a curated record. Gene Ontology annotation, cellular component: plasma membrane. The annotation marks the transcript as partial.
ACGGAUGAAGUCGUCGAUACUAUUAAAGAUUGCGUUGGCAAUUUGCAUUAUAUCUCAAUGCAUGCAACAAGCACACAAUUCUUCCAUCUUAGGAAAAGUUUCGGGCAAAGUAGUAAGAGUUGGAGAUGAAUAUGUUCAUGCUUAUUUAGGCAUACCAUACGCAACUCCUCCAGUUAAAAAUUUAAGAUUUCGGGAACCUCGACACGCGAGAGCUUGGAAUUCUGUUUAUAAUGCAACACGGAAACCUCCCGCUUGCAUACAAGAAUUAUUCUUUGAAAGUGAAUGGUUGAAACUUGAUCGAAAAGACAUGAGCGAAGAUUGUCUUUACAUCAAUGUGUGGGUUCCUGCUUUUAAACGGGAUCGGGAACCAUUUGCUACCAUGGUUUGGAUUUACGGAGGUGGAUUCAUUGCCGGCAGCACAAAUCAGGUUAUUUAUGAUGGCUCGGUUAUGGCAUCCAUAGGAAACGUUAUUGUUGUCUCAUUCAAUUACCGUGUUGGCGCAUUUGGUUAUGCAAAUUUUGAACAGGAAGGCGCACGUGGAAAUAUGGGAAUGCUGGAUCAAGUGAUGGCUUUAAAAUGGGUUCAUCGGAAUAUACAGAAUUUCGGUGGUGAUAAGGACUUGAUAACGGUAUUUGGUGAAAGUGCAGGUUCCAUCUCAGUUGCGGAUCAUUUGAUCUCACCAAUGACGAAGGGGUUAUUUAAACGAGCAAUCCUACAAAGUGGAAGUAAUUAUUUGAAAAUUUAUACGGCAGAUCCUAAAGUAAACUUAGAGUUGAUUUCCGAGUUCGCUGAGGAAUUAGGUUGUACAGGAAUAAACAUUUUAAACUGCAUGAGAAAUGUAAACCCUUUUGAUAUAGCAGCCAUAGAAAAGAGAUAUAUACUAAACAAAAAGAGAAUUGCAUGUUUCGUUCCACUUAAGAUGUCUUCGGAUCCGAACCGAUCCUAUGUUAUUGCGUUGGGAAUUUGCAUUAUAUCUCAAUGCAUGCAACAAGCACACAAUUCUUUCAUCUUAGGAAAAGUUUCGGGCAAAGUAGUAAGAGUUGGAGAUGAAUAUGUUCAUGCUUAUUUAGGCAUACCAUACGCAACUCCUCCAGUUAAACAUUUAAGAUUUCGGGAACCUCAACACGUGAGAGCUUGGAAUUCUGUUUAUAAUGCAACACGGAAACCUCCCGCUUGCAUACAAGAAUUAUUCUUUGAAAGUGAAUGGUUGAAACUUGAUCGAAAAGACAUGAGCGAAGAUUGUCUUUACAUCAAUGUGUGGGUUCCUGCUUUUAAACGGGAUCGGGAACCAUUUGCUACCAUGGUUUGGAUUUACGGAGGUGGAUUCAUUGCCGGCAGCACAAAUCAGGUUAUUUAUGAUGGCUCGGUUAUGGCAUCCAUAGGAAACGUUAUUGUUGUCUCAUUUAAUUACCGUGUUGGCGCAUUUGGUUAUGCAAAUUUUGAACAGGAAGGCGCACGUGGAAAUAUGGGAAUGCUGGAUCAAGUGAUGGCUUUAAAAUGGGUUCAUCGGAAUAUACAGAAUUUCGGUGGUGAUAAGGACUUGAUAACGGUAUUUGGUGAAAGUGCAGGUUCCAUCUCAGUUGCGGAUCAUUUGAUCUCACCAAUGACGAAGGGGUUAUUUAAACGAGCAAUCCUACAAAGUGGAAGUAAUUAUUUGAAAAUUUAUACGGCAGAUCCUAAAGUAAACUUAGAGUUGAUUUCCGAGUUCGCUGAGGAAUUAGGUUGUACAGGAAUAAACAUUUUAAACUGCAUGAGAAAUGUAAACCCUUUUGAUAUAGCAGCCAUAGAAAAGAGAUAUAUACUAAACAAAAAGAGAAUUGCAUGUUUCGUUCCACAAAAAGGACUUCCAUAUUUUCCAGAGGAUCCAUUUUAUAAUAUUGAUAUCGGCAAAUUUCACGACGUGGAUGUUUUGAUAGGAGAAACUAAGGAUGAAGGUUCAACUCAAGCAGCCUGGUAUAAGCCAGAAAUGUGGAAUGAAGACAAUCCCAUCCUGUCAAAAUCAGAAGUAAAACACUUUAUAGGAAAAUUCUAUGAUUUAAAUGGUGAACGUCUCGAUCGCCUCUUUGAGGAAUAUUUAGGAAACGUAUCCGAAACAGAUUCCUCAACCAUCCUUCAGCAGUUUAUCAAAACACUAGGAGAUGGAAUAUUUUCUUGUCCUAUAUUGCAUCUGGCUGAAAAACUGUCGAGAUACAACAGGAAAGUCUUCCAUUACACCUUCAAUCACACUCGAUUCCAAUCGGAAGAGAAGGAAUGGGCAGGAGUAAUUCAUUUUGAAGAUGUGUACUUCGUGUUUGGAAUGCCUUUUGCAAGAAGAGAAAACUUUACGUCAGAAGAAGUGCGAUUUAGCAGAAGAAUAAUUGAAUUGUUGACUUCUUUUGCCAAA